AACGCAUACUGUAAAUUCCUAUUUUUUAUUGGCUGGUUACGAGCUGGAUUUGAAAGAUUUCACAUUUAAAAUAAUGUGAGUCGCACAGCUGUAAAUCAUAUUUGCUUAAAAGUUUAUUUUGAGCAUCAGUCGACAUAACGCAUCACUGCUUGAUGCGAUGUACACCAACGUAAAAUGAUAGUAUCAGGCAUUAUAUGACUAGCGUUUGUAUUACUAUUGUGGCUGGAUUAAAUUAACUAUUCCAAAGAAAGAAAUGGCAUCAUGAAAUUGUUCAAAUCAGACCAAUGCGCAUUGCACGCCCCCCGUGGUUGCAGGGGGAGGUUUGAGAAUGAAGAUAGAGGAUGACCUAGAAAUUAAAUGCAGAUCGAUUGCAAUGGAUUGUGAAGUUUAGACUAAUAGCUGAAUAAACUAUUACAGUAUCGUACUACACAUCAACUCAAGGUGGUGCUGAACUCACUGAGGACAUUUCCACAAGGAUACCUUUCGCUGAUUUGGUACACGAACUGUGGAUAAUCAAAAUGCUGGAUGCCGGUACAGAAGAAAUGAGAAUCUAUUCUGAACGUGCACGAGAAGACAUAUGAAGAAGGUCAUGAAAUUGAGAGGAUGAUAAUGCUGGAAAAACAGAACUCGACACAGGAGAUCGGAGAGGAGGUGGAAGAGGGGGCAGUCUUCACCAUCACCCUGAGGAAGGUACAGUUGCACCAGUCGGCCAGUAAGGGACAGCGAUGGCUGGGCGUGGAGACAGACUCUGCUCUCAGCCUGUAUGAGACGUGUAAAGUACGCACCAUAAAGGCUGGUACGUUGGAGAGGCUGGUGGAAUACAUGGUGUCUGCGUUCAGGGGCAAGGACUCCACCUACGUCACCAUCUUCCUCUGCACCUACCGCUCCUUCGCCACCACCAAGCAGGUGCUGGACCUCCUACUCAACAGGUAUGCCAAUCUACAGAACCAACCUGGGAUAGAUGUACACAGACACACUCAGGAUGACAGCACAGAGCUCAGAAACACUGUGUCGUCCAUCCUGGGGGCGUGGCUGGACCAGUACUCAGAGGACUUCUGGAGCCCUCCGCAGUAUAGCUGUCUACACCACCUGAUGUCCUACCUGCACCACCACUUCCCUGGCUCUGACCUGGAGCGCCGCGCACGCAACCUGCUGGCCCUCUUGCACCGAAAGCAGCAGUGUGAGCCCGACCUCGACGAGCACAUUGGCUGUCCCUUCGCCAUGCAGGAAGAGAGUGGCUUUGAAGACGAGCUUCCUGCCCUGAACUUCUUGUCCUUUGACCCCAUCAUGGUUGCCGAGCAGUUCACACUCAUGGAUGCGGAUCUGUUCAAGAAGGUGGUCCCUUACCACUGCCUGGGGGGCAUCUGGUCCCAGCGGGAUAAGAAGGGGAAGGAACACCUGGCCCCCACCAUUCGGGCCACAGUGGCCCAGUUCAACUGUGUCACCAACUGUGUCAUCACCACCUGCCUGAGCAACCCCUGUCUGAAACCCACCCAGCGAGCCAGACUGGUGGAGCGCUGGAUAGAGGUGGCCAGGGAAUGUCGUAUCCUCAAGAACUUCUCGUCCCUGCGAGCUAUUCUCUCUGCCCUGCAGUGUAACUCUCUCCACCGACUCAAGAGGACAUGGGAUGAGGUGUCCAGAGAGAAUUUCCGCACCUUCCGUGAGCUGUCAGAGAUCUUCUCAGAUGACAACAACUACUCUCUAAGCCGAGAGCUGCUGGUCAAGGAGGGCACCUCCAAAUUUGCCACCCUGGAAAUCAACCCAAAACGAGCACAGAGGAGACACCAACAGCAGAGAGACUUGGGGGUGAUGCAGGGGACCAUUCCUUACCUGGGCACCUUCCUCACUGACCUGGUCAUGAUGGACACAGCUAUGAAAGACUACACAGAGAGUGGACUCAUCAACUUUGAGAAGCGACGAAAGGAGUUUGAGGUGAUAGCUCAGAUUAAGCUGCUGCAGCUGGCAUCCAACAACUACAGUUUCACCCAGGACAGCUUCUUCAGGGAGUGGUUCUCAGGAGGGGAGAGACUCAGUGAGGCAGAGAGCUACACUCUGUCCUGUGAGAUUGAACCGCUGUCAGAGUCAUCCAGCAAUACUAUCAGAGCCAAGAAAAACGGCGGCAUCAUGAAACGCUGGAGCGAUCGCCAGUUAACUGAGGCCAGCUGCAGCAGUGCAGGAAGCUCCCAUUCCAAGUUGUUUGACCAGUCCCACAUCAGACCGUGCCAGAGAGGGGGAGGUGAUAGUGGGGACACCCUCAGCGUCACCUCAGCUGGCUCCAGUGGCUCUGACCUGGAGGAUGUCAACGCCAGCUUCCUGUCUGACUCGCCGGAUGCCCACGAGAGAAAGACCUCUACAUCCUCAGUAAAACAUUCCGUCUCUGCUUUGGGGAAAGAAAGCCAGACUCCUGAUCCCAACUCCACGUUUUGGGAGUCCACCUCCCUGUCUUCUCUAGACACCUCAGGCAUGGGUUCUGGUUCUGGCUCCAGCAGCGCCUCGUCCUCCUCUGUGUCCUCCACCACUCCUCUCCCAGGUGCCUCACGCUCCCACAAGCGCUCCGUCUCAGCCGUGUCCUGCUACUCUACUCUCUCCCUGCCCCUCUACAACCAGCAGGUGGAUGACUGCUGCAUCAUCAGAGUCAGCCUAGACGUGGACAACGGCAACAUGUACAAGAGCAUCCUGGUGACCAGUCAGGACAAGACACCAGCAGUCAUCAGUAAAGCCAUGGUGAAACACAACCUGGAGCGAGAGAAAACGGAGGACUAUGAGUUGAUGCAAAAAAUCUCUGAAGAAAAAGAGCUGCGGAUCCCAAACAAUGCCAACGUUUUCUAUGCCAUGAACUCUACCGCCAACUAUGACUUUGUGCUGAAGAAACGUGGCUUGUCCAAGAAAGGCCGUGCCAAGAGUGUAGCCAGCUCCACGCUGCCCCGCAUGAAGCAGAAGGGCCUAAAAAUCGCCAAAGGGAUCUUCUGAGGACGAGUGUUCCAGCUCUCUGUCAGUCUGAUGGAUUAAGGCCCUCUAAAUUCACCUAAGCUAAAGGAUCUAAGAACUACGCUAGAGACGGAGCCCAGUGGAAAACAACAACAAAUCAUGUCUGCAUGCAUCACAAGCAGGCAGCAAAGCAGGAAAAGCAAUUACCGGUAUCAGACUGAUGUCUUCUUGGCUCAGGCCUUGAUGAAGGGGAGCUUAACAAUGUGCUGUCCCUAACCCUUCGUGCCUAAGUUUGUGUCAGUGGUGUUUACAAAGGGAAUAUCAUAGAGAGUGUAUUGCGUACAUAUGGCCACGUUAUAAACUCUCUCUGACUGUGUGGUGAUUAGAGUGGUGUUGGUAAAUGUUGUACUGAGGAGCAUAGAGGAAGGCACAGAGAACAAUGGUGGCCAGAUUUAUUAAGCCAAGUUAGUCUCGUGAGAUAAAAUACAUUUUCAAGAGAGACCUGGACAAAGAGACCCGAUGAGCUAUCCUGGUGGGGUGUGGCACUUUUCCACUGUGAAUAGAUGGAAAGGUGGUCCAUUGUAAGUUUGAAGAGUUGAAUGCAGAUACUGCCAUAUUGAAUAUGGGUCAAGGUGUGUGAUCAUUUCAGAGAAAACAAGGUGUGAGGAGUGUACACUCUGUACAUCUUGUUUUAUUGAAUUAUAACCAGGAUAAGGAAGAAGGACAUCACAGUGGGGCUCAAUAUGCUCAAUAGAAACAUUUCAAAGAUUACGGAGGGUUGGUGUAAAACAAAAAAUAGAUAAACAGUGAGGAGUGAUAGAUAUUUACAAAAUACCCACACAGUAUAAUAUCAGCAUUACUUUGCAAUGGACCUUUAUGUUUGAUGAUGUUACCAUUACAGUUAUGCUAUUUGUUUGGUACUCUUUACUUUGCUAUACUGCUGCUAAAUGUACAUUUUAUAAAAGGUCAAUAAUUUACCUUAUUUUUUUACAAACUUUUUGGGGGUGAGGACAGGCAUGACGUUGGGACUCCGAUGACGGCAUUGUAUUGAGUAUCAUUAAGUGAUUCAGGGGCUCCGAUGACAGCAUUUCAUACCACCCGUCCCUACUGGACUAUCUCUGUAUGGAAAACAAUGGUUGACAUCUUUGUGCUAACAGUGGGAUAGUGGUAUCAUGUAUAAUCUGUAACUGCCAAUGAUUCUCCUUAUGGCUGCCCAAUGCCUGCUCCAUGCAUGCAAGAGGAGGUAACAGUCCUCGCCUAACAACAAAAAGCAGUGCACUACCCCACACAAGCUUAUUCUUACUUGCAAUCUUAAAGACAGAGUGAGAGUAAUGACACAAACUCUGAGAUUCUUACAAGCAUGCCAGUGGUUGUUUAAUGUCAUGGAAAAUACGGACAAAAAGUUGUUUGUCAUUUCACUGACAUUACAUGCCUUUAUUGCUCAGUGCUGCAUGCUGGUCCCAACCCCUUUAAAUGGCUUUUUAAACUGUCCUUUCCUUGAUGACCAUGAUAGAACCAUAGAGGUAGGGGAAAGCAAUAUGGUGUAAACUCCCCUGUGAUGGGUACUAUCCAGACCUCUUGUAUGCAUGGCCUGGAAGGGGCGGAGAAGAGGCUGUUCUUUUGGGACAUACAUAGCAUAAUGAUUGGUUGUCUCUGCUGUGCUUUGUCACUGUAAUUUGUUACUUACACUGUGAUUGGGUCUUUGCCGAUCACUCUGAUUGGCUCCCUUCUAUGCUGAACACUGUGAACACACACACAUUGGUCGUGUUCCUCUGCUCAGACGUUGCAUGCAUCAAUCAAUGGUUGCAUGCCACAUCAUCGGCUGUGCAGUCGGGAACCAGAUUGCUAUAACAUAUGAUUUGGUUAGCUGACACAUAAAAUGCCCAUCUAGGCGUUGUAAGAUCUGUCAUGCAUCAGCAGCGUCUGAGCAGAGGAAUACGACCCUUCUCUCUCUGUCUCGCUCUCAAUUAUGACACAAUUAAAUAGUAAAAGUCAACCCUGACAGAGAAUAGAUAGAGGUCCAUGUGGUGGUAGAAAUGUGUUCAGGGGAUGGAGAAGAGGUGGCAACUGGUUUAUCACUAUAUGUGCCAAAGAGAUGAGGGGGUCUGUCACUCUCAAAAGACAAUGUUUGUUUCAUUUCUCUAUCACUUGAAUUUUCUAGGGGAGUUUACCAUUUCUGAGUGUUAUGUUCUGAACACUACAACACCAUUCUAAGAACCUCAGAUACACUGUUCAAGCCUAGGUGACAGUGCGGUUACUACUGGUUACCCUUGGAGAAACUGGACCACUUCCCUAAAUAGUAACAAUCCUUUGUUUCUUUUCAAAGAAUGGGUUCAGUAUAAUUUAUGCUUUACAUAAGUGGCUGUGUUUACUACCACUUGACUGAUUGUUUUGUGGUGUUAUUCAUAAUUACUGGAGCUUGCUUUGGAAUGACUGGUCCUCUGCAGAUUUAUUUUGCAGUAUCUGUCGCCUUUGCCAUUAUAACUGAGUUAAAACCUUUGUAUGUGUUUGCAGUGUCUUGUCUCUCAUGUUUUUCUAUUCCUAAUGAAUUAACAAAAUAUUGAGAUGUCAUACUAUAUGGAAUUGUCUUUGUUUAUGUCUUUGUUGACCUGGCAUUAUUUAUUGGUUUGUACAGAAAGAUUUUGUUAUGCAUUGUAUAUUAUUUCCUCUCUUGUGUAAUUAUAGAUUAUUAUAUAUUCAUGUAAAUACAAAUAAACACUUAAGUUUACAAAAGUAAA
This is a messenger RNA of Salvelinus fontinalis (brook trout), 5666 nucleotides long. RefSeq names its product ral guanine nucleotide dissociation stimulator-like. The coding region runs from base 604 to 2970 and encodes 788 amino acids. Lineage: Eukaryota; Metazoa; Chordata; Actinopteri; Salmoniformes; Salmonidae. Gene Ontology annotation, cellular component: plasma membrane. The transcript is spliced from 18 exons. The record is from RefSeq and is a predicted model, not a curated record. Gene Ontology annotation, molecular function: guanyl-nucleotide exchange factor activity. Gene Ontology annotation, biological process: positive regulation of GTPase activity; Ras protein signal transduction.